Brassica rapa (field mustard) is the source of this 2589-nucleotide messenger RNA. RefSeq names its product alkane hydroxylase MAH1-like. The record is from RefSeq and is a predicted model, not a curated record. Lineage: Eukaryota; Viridiplantae; Streptophyta; Magnoliopsida; Brassicales; Brassicaceae. Gene Ontology annotation, molecular function: iron ion binding; oxidoreductase activity, acting on paired donors, with incorporation or reduction of molecular oxygen; monooxygenase activity.
UAAUAUUAAUAAAAUACAUUUAAUAUUUUUUUUAAAAAUAGUUCAAAUUAAAAAAAUCACACAUGAAAAAAGUCAUGAUUUCUAUUUUAAUACAACUCAUUAUAUAUAUAUAUAUUGGUUAAAUUAUUUAAAUCGGUUCAGUAUUUUGAACUAUAGAAUAGUUUAUAUUACUACUAUGUAUAAUUUAUUAAGGAAUAAAAUAUGUGUUUGUUAACCAAUCCGAUUUUAUAGGAGUCGAUUGUUAUAUUAGGAAUGAUAUAUUAUUAAGUCAUAUUAGUUGGAAUAAAUGAAUCAUAACUGAUUUCUAGUGAGAGUCCAUUUUUUAAAAUAUCACACAUGAAUCAAGGUUGUGACUUCUGUUUUAUUAUAUAAGAUAUAUAAGAUGUUUUGGGGAUAAGGAGAGCUUUCUUUUCCUACCUCAUUUAAAAAAUCAAUAAUGUACCUCUUGGGAUAAGAAGAACUUCUUUUAAAACGGUAUACAGGAAGUAUUUAACUCACCUAGAUCUUUAAUAUCAAAAACAGAUUUGAAAAAAGGUUUAGUAGAUUGGAAACUUUCCAUCUUAGGAGGCGUAUAGAAUAUAUACGUAUAAAGGGUAGGUUAGUCAUUCAUCUAAACCUACUAUAGAGGUGUGUGAUCUAUCAUUCUUUGGGAUAAGAUAGAUCUUUGUUGCUUGAAUUCAAUUAAUUAGAGAUAUUAUAAUGGACAAAGUUAGUCCAGUAAGAUAUGCAUCGGAACUAGCAAUGAUUUGGCUAUGAUAUAUAUACAGGACAAAAGUAAUUUAAAGAGUUGGUGGUCCCAUGCCUUGUUGGACCUUAUAAUUAAAUUAUACAUUCAAUUUGCCAACCACAACAUUUUUACUGUACAUGUUAUAUAUAGGGUAUAUAGCAAACCAAAUGAACAAAAAUUUCUGUAUCUAAACUCAUUAAAUCCUUUUGUGUAAAAAUGGCUAUGAUAGGCUUAUUUGGAGUCUUGAUAGCAUUCAUUUUCUUCCUUGUAUUCCAAUGUUUCUUUGUUUGCAAGAAAUCUCACAAUGUGGCUUUGCUGGAGAACUGGCCUUUCCUUGGGAUGCUUCCCGGAAUACUCUUCAAUCUCCCUCGAAUUUUUUAUUGGCUUUCUGAGGUUCAUGAGGCCAACGAUAUGACUUUCGCUUUCAAAGGGCCUUGGUUUAGUGGAACAGACAUGUUGUUCACUGUUGAUCCAAGGAAUAUCAAUCACAUGCUCAGCUCAAACUUUCCGAAUUACCCUAAAGGACCUGAAUUCAAGAAGAUCUUUGAAAUCUUGGGAGAUGGAAUUGUAGCAGCUGAUAUGGAGUUAUGGGAGGAUCUGAGGAAGUCAGGUCACGCCUUAUUCCACCAUCAGAACUUCCUGAAGCUCACAGUAAGUAGCACUACAAGUAAGUUAAAGAAUGAUCUUGUUCCAUUACUUGAUCAAGCUGCUGAGGAAAACAUUGUCAUAGACUUACAAGAUGUGUUCCAGAGAUUCAUGUUUGAUACUGCCUCCAUUUUGAUGACUGGUUAUGAUCAAAUGUCUCUAUCCAUCGAGAUGCCCGAAGUUGAGUUUAGUGAAGCUGCGGACUUCGCUGAAGAAGCUCUCUUCUAUAGACAUCUCAAACCGGUGAUCUUGUGGAGGCUUCAAAACCUGAUUAGUGUUGGAGUUGAGAGGAAGAUGAGAACUGCUUCGGAGUUUUUCAACAGUAUGUUUGCAAAGAUCAUAUCAACAAGAAGAAAAGAAGAGAAGAGUGGCGGGAAAAAAGAGCAAACUAUCAACGCAGUAACAUACUAUUUGAAUGCAGAUACAGCCAAAUAUAAGCUGUUGAAACCUAGUAACGAUAAGUUUAUAAGAGACGUUGUUUUGAGUCUAUUGGUAGCAGGGAGGGACACCUCAAGCUCAGCUCUCACUUGGUUCUUCUGGCUUCUUUCUAAGCAUCCUCAAGUUAUGACCAAGAUCCGACAAGAGAUCAACACAAAGUUUGAUCCCACAGAUCUAGAUAAGCUCGUGUAUCUACACGCUGCAUUGUCAGAAUCAAUGAGACUCUACCCCCCGAUUCCCUUCAAUCACAAGUCUCCUUCAAAGUCAGAGGUGCUUCCAAGCGGACACAAAGUUGAAGCAGAAUCAAAGAUUGUGAUCUGUAUCUACGCAUUGGGUAGAAUGAGAUCUGUAUGGGGAGAAGACGCAUCAGAAUUUAAACCAGAGAGAUGGAUUUCAGAAAAUGGAGGGCUCAAACAUGAACCUUCAUCAAAGUUCUUGGUUUUUAACGCAGGUCCAAGAACUUGCUUGGGUAAACAUAUAGCUCUUUUGCAGAUGAAGAUGGUAGCUGUAGAGAUCAUACAAAAUUAUGAUUUCAUGGUCGUUGAAGGUCAGAAGAUCAAACCAUUCCCCUCUGUCCUUCUCCGAAUUAAACAUGGUCUUAAAGUUACAGUCAGUAAGAAUAUAUGAUUCUUAUGUUUGCCUGGUUUCUACGGUAACUAUUUGUUUCCCCUUGUCGAUAAUAAAUGCGUCAGUACUUGUAUUAAUUUCCAAGCAAUAUCUAUCAAAAUCUAAACUCAUGUCCUGGUAAAAACAAUGUAGAUAAUAUAUUACUUUUUACA